This is a messenger RNA of Polypterus senegalus (gray bichir), 1957 nucleotides long. RefSeq lists its product as uncharacterized. The transcript has 12 exons. NCBI's taxonomy places the organism in Eukaryota, Metazoa, Chordata, Cladistia, Polypteriformes, Polypteridae. The coding region runs from base 299 to 1312 and encodes 337 amino acids. The record is from RefSeq and is a predicted model, not a curated record.
CCUCAGGAGUCGCAGGCAUUCAGGUCAGGAUGGCACCAGUUUGGUGUCAGCUCAGGUUUGGACCAUGGCGCCCCCUAUUGUUUGGCACACAGAUGUUCAGAGGGCUGUUCACAGUUCCAGUAAAGGCACUAUAUACAUUACCGCUCUUGAUGUCAGACCCCCUGGAGGCCAGGUGGGGGGGUGGGGUCCCGUUCCAGUGGCUGCCUCCAUCCGCUUAAAGCCGUUUGUCUUUUGGCUCUUCUGGCAGGCAGCAUUUUGAGAGCAUUGAGGUCCUGGAGGUCUGGCGCUGCUGGGCAGGAUGGCACACAACUCAUCACAGGUGACCUUCAACACUACAGGACUCCGCUUGAUGUCCCACAUCUCCUUCCUGGACUGGCCUGGCUGGAUUCUCCUGGUGACACCGGCAUCUGCUCUCCUCCUGGGGUCGCUGCUCUUUAUGCUGGCUCUGUGGCAGCGCAGACGAGAGCAUCGGGUGAUGCAGCAGAAUUUGAGAUGCCGGGAGGAGAGGAUGAAGACCUUCGUGAGCUUCUUCAAAGACAAGUCCAAUGGAAGUGCCCUGGAGUCAAUCUGUAGACAACCAGAUCAGAAGGGCCCAAUGGACGAUGCUGUCUCCUAUGAGAAUGUGGGAGCUGGACAAGUGGUGGAUUCCAAGAUGAACUUGCCAGAGGAGGAGGAUUAUCUCAUUCCUGAUGAGGAGGAAAUUAUUGAGAAGAUGGAGACCUCUUGUCAGCUCAGAGUCAACGAUUAUGUUAACCCAGAUGACAAAGAAGAUGAGACAAAGAACAGUGAGAUGAUGUCUGCAGAGCCAGAGCAGGAGGGACUGGCCAGUCACACAGAGAUGGAUGCAGAGUCCUAUGAGAAUAUGAGCAACGGUGCCCCCUACAGGACAAGUGGAGACAGUGGUGAGGAAAAGGAGCAGGAGGAAGACGCCCAGUCCUAUGAGAAUAUGGAGGGUCAUCUGCCCAGUGGGGACACCUGUCAGUUCAGUGGAGCAGCUGAGUGGGAGAGAGAAGCAGGACGAUUCUGUGAUGAUGCGGACCCCUCAGUGUACGCCAUACCUCAGAACUGCAGCACUCCCCUCAGGACAUUGAGUGGGGCCAACAUGGAGGACGACAACGACUCUUAUGAGAACAUGGAGGCAGCCGACUUGGCUACUGCAGCAGUGGUACAAGCAGACUCUUGGAUGUGGGGCUCAAACAACAGUGGACACUACCAGAACUUCAGCAUCAAGGGACAUCUCCAGCAGGGGGCACUGUGCCCAGCUCUUGACAUUAAAGAAGACAGAAAGACAGUAGAAGAGCAGGAAAGCUGAGUCAUGGUGGACAGUUAGAGGGUCUCAGGACGUCAACAUCAGAAGAGUGGGGUCACAUUGGAGGGCAGGGGUAUAAGUCCACAAUGACACUGAAGUCAGCAAGCUGAGGUGUCAUUGAGUCACAAAACAAAAUGGCAGUGAGGGGCCAUCCCAAGAGGGCAAAGAGACCACUGGGAUAUCCUCACUUUGCCCACCAUAGUGGCUGAACUGACCCAGGCCGAAGACUUUGGGGGCAGUGGGCUAACCGCAGCUUCAGUAAUUACAUUAUCUGUGUGUCUCUGUGGAUGUAAAUGUCAUGGGGAAAGCUUCAUGCUGGCCAUCUCUGAGUGACGUGGGGUCUGUGAAGUGAAGGGCCACCUCCUCAGUGUCACCUGCCAGUGACACUGGGGACAUGAAGGACUCAGUGUCUGAAGACCCCUGGAGGAGGACGGAGAAGACAGGCCACUCUACCCAGCAGCCUGGCGUUGUUCUCCCAUUUAAAGAUGGAGGUCCUGACCUCUCUGGUGGUGCCCCCUUGUGGCUGAUACUUUCAUUAACAGUCUGUGUGUUUUGGUUUAAUUGUUGUGUCCAUCUGGUGUCAAUGACCGGCUUUCUGUUUGCGUUCUAACAAAUUUACUAAAGUUUUCAGCAUUUUUGAUUCCAUAA